AUGCCAAAUUCCGAUGAUACACUAGUGACUGAUCAAUGCUCUGUUUCUUAUAUGACCCCAUGGGCGACGGUUGUCGCUCUUACCACAUGCUACCUUCUGAAUUCGCAGUGCUCUCUUAAACUUCCAGAUGGUAAGAAAAUGUGUUUACCAGUGCCAGACAGCCUCUUCCCAUACCAGAAGCAGCUGAAACAGUUGAAACGAGACCUCUCGCGAUAUCUUGUGGAAGACAAUUGUAUUGAAAUUUUCGGCAGCCCUCUAGCGCAAACUGCACAGGGCACACUGUUUCGUGGUACAAUUAUCCCGCGUGUAAAGCAUCGUACAACGGAAAGAGUCCCGGUGGCCGUUAAGGUAAGCCAUCCGAAUCCAAAGCACAGCGUCGCCCUGCUGGAAGAGUCAGCGCGAAUCUGUCGUCUAUCUCAUCCGAACAUCUCUCGAAUUGUGGCUGUCUCUCAACUCUCCUUCACUGUCCUUCGACCAGCAGUCGCAGUAGAAUGGCUGGCUGGCGGCAAUCUUGCCGAUUAUUUCCAGCAUCAAAUCCGAAACUGCGAAGAACGUCAGCGACCACUAAUUUUGCUAAAAGAUAUCCUGGAGGUAUUGCUGCAAGUGGCUGCUGCGCUGAGGCACUUUCAUGAAACCCUUGGCGAUGUCGCUCAUGGAGCCGUGACGACGGAGAAUGUACAGUUGACAUCUAGAGAUCUGCGAAGGUGUUCAAUAAAACUCAGUUGUCUCUACCCACCAACAACAUCGCACCUUCCACCGGAAAUCGUUUGCUCCACAGAGCGAAAUCCGAAACGUAGACAGGAAAGCGACAUAUGGAUGUUUGGCGUUCUUUGCUGGGAAAGUGUGACGUUAGGAGCGGAACCACAUUAUCAAAAGACUCCUGAAGAAAUCCAGAGAUGUUUCCGGCUGCCUGACCGUGGACUCACCUGCCCACAAGGUUGCCCGUUGGAUGUGUGA
Molecule: messenger RNA, 957 nt
Organism: Cooperia oncophora
Lineage: Eukaryota; Metazoa; Nematoda; Chromadorea; Rhabditida; Trichostrongylidae
Source: the annotation of a GenBank genome assembly